ACGCCCAACCCAGGGGGAGGAGGAGGAGGAGAAGAGAAAGAGAGAAGCCAAACCGCCGAGAUGAUUUUGGCGGGUAACAGUUUUUAUGCGUAUUGUAAAACUCCACUCCAUUCCACUCCAUGUGAUGGGAUGGGAUGCGUGCGUGCAUUGGGGGUGGGUGGUUUUCGAACUCUCUCCUCUCAAUCUCAUCUCACCAAACCAAAUAGAGGGGUUGGCCUAGCCGUACAUUCUUGCCGAAUCUAUCGCCGUAUUCUCCCCCCUGGGGGAUGUCCAUCACCAAUUUUAGCUUCAUUAUUAUUCCUAAAUUUAGCAUUGAGUUCAUGAAAGCCGGAAUCGGCUGCACACAGGGCUCUCCUCCACCUCCUCAACAAAAGGGGAAAAAAAAAACACAUUCGGAAGCUUAGGUGUUGCCGCAGCAGAGACGGUUGGAAUUGCUUCUCAUUCUGCUCAUCCGUUUGGUGAUAAUGGUGGUGGUGGUGCUAGUAUUGCCAACAGAAUCAGAUUAUCCUCCUCCUCCUCCUUCCCAGCAUCAAUAUUGUCGGUGUCUCGUUAUUUGAUUUUUUUCCUUUCCGGGUCAGGAGGAUUAGAGCAAUAGAACGCUCUUCAUUUCUAAGGGUGGGGAGGUAGAGUGGGGUUCUGAGUUUGAUCAGAAGAUGGUCCCUCCUUUCAAUUUCCGUCUUACAAGUCUUUGGAUUGUUAUCGUUGUGAUCCUUCAAGCCCUCACACCCACCACCAUUACCUUGGUUCACUCCAAGACUGAUGGACCUGAUGUUUCUGCUCUCAAUGUCAUGUAUAGUAGCUUGAGUUCACCUUCACAACUGGAUGGUUGGAAAUCAAGUGGAGGUGACCCUUGUGGCGAAUCCUGGGAAGGAAUAAAAUGCUCAGGAUCCUCCGUUACUGAAAUUGACUUAUCGGGCCUGAAACUCUCUGGCUCAAUGGGAUACCAACUUUCCAGUUUGACAUCCGUCACCUACUUUGAUUUGAGCAAUAACAACCUCAAGAAUGACAUACCAUAUCAGCUACCUCCAAAUGCAGCUCACAUAGAUCUUUCUAAGAACAGCUUCACGGGCGGCGUGCCUUAUUCACUUUCUCAGAUGAAAGAUCUUGAAUAUCUUAAUAUUGGGCACAAUCAACUCAAGGGACAACUGAGCGAAAUGUUUGUACAACUUUCUAAGCUCAAGGAACUGGAUCUAUCCUUCAACAAGUUGUAUGGCAACUUGCCUCAGAGUUUUAGAAAUCUCACAAGUCUUACCAAAUUACAUUUGCAGAACAAUCAAUUUUCUGGCUCAAUAAAUCCCCUUGCGGAUCUUUCUCUCAAUGAUUUGAAUGUUGCAAAUAACGAAUUUACAGGCUGGAUCCCUGAUGAGUUGAAGGACAUUAAUAACAUAGAGACUGGAGGAAACUCUUGGUCAUCAGGCCCAGCUCCUCCUCCUCCUCCUGGUCAAAAAAGUAACCCUCAUGCUCAUAAACCCUUGUCAAAAGGUGAUGAAAAAUCUGGUCUGAGUGGAGCUGCCAUUGCUGGAAUAGUGUUUGGUGUUCUGCUGGCCCUUGUCCUUGUCAUUGCUUUAUUCACACGACGAAGAUCUUCAACUCCUCCUUCACAUUUCAUUGAUGAAGAUAGAGUCAGUCAGCGUAGGGCAUUUACUCCACUUGCAUCCCAGGAGUUAUCCAAUGACUCACGUUCUGAAAUACUAAAGGACUUCAGAGGACUUAAGUCGUCAGACUCCUCAUCUUCACUGGGUUUGCAGUCAUCUCUUUCAAUGGGUCUUAUGCCCACACCUUUAGAUCAUACUAAAUCAUUUGAUGAUGGAGAGUUUGUAAACCAUAUGAGCAUCAAAAGAAGUAGCUCCAUUCGGAUGACAUGUUAUUCUUGGGCAGAUUUGCAGACUGCCACCGGUAACUUUGCAACGGGUCGCUUACUUGGUGAGGGAACCAUUGGACAGGUGUAUAGGGCCAAAUAUGCUGAUGGAAAGGUUUUUGCAGUCAAGAAGAUUGACUCCUCACUACUCCAAGACAGGCAGGGGGGAGAUUUUGGACAAAUUGCUUCAAACAUCUCCAAGCUUCGCCAUCCAAACAUUGCUGAACUUGUUGGCUAUUGUUCAGAACAGGGACAAAAUAUGUUAGUCCAUGAAUAUUACAGGAAUGGUUCACUUCACGAGUUCCUACACCUCUCAGAUGACUUCAGCAAACCACUGACCUGGAACACGAGAGUCAGGAUUGCUCUAGGCACAGCCAGAGCUGUUGAGUACUUGCAUGAGGGUUGUUCUCCAUCCUCUGUUCACAAGAACAUCAAGUCAUCUAAUAUUUUGCUAGACACUGAGCUCAAUCCUCGUCUCUGCGAAUGCGGCUUGGCUACCUUUCAUCAGCGAACAAGCCAAAACCUGGGGAGUGGGUACAAUGCUCCUGAAUGCACCAAGCCUUCUGCUUAUACAUUGAAGAGCGAUGUCUAUAGUUUUGGGGUGGUCAUGUUGGAGUUGUUGACAGGUCGAAUGCCUUUUGACAGUUCAAAGCCAAGAUUAGAACAAUCUCUAGUCCGGUGGGCCAUACCACAGCUCCAUGAUAUCAACGCAUUGGGGAGAAUGGUGGAUCCUGCUUUGCGGGGACUGUAUCCUCCUAAAUCAGUUUCGCGUUUUGCUGACGUAAUUGCUCUGUGUGUACAGCCGGAGCCAGAAUUUCGGCCGCCGAUGUCUGAAGUGGUGGAGGCAUUGGUCAGGUUAGUUCAGCGAUCCAGUUUCAGAGAGGAUCCUGGUGCUUCUCGCCGGAUGGAUGACUAUGACUACUGACAAUUUGUUCUUUUAGUUUGCUGAUGACAUAUUUACUCGUCAAGAAGCCAACAUUCUUAUCUUUUUUCCGGGUGGGGAAAAAAAGAGAAAUUCCUAUUUAUCUUUUGUGUUAUAAUGUUUUGUUUAUUUUAAUAGGCUUCUUCCAAGAAGAUGAUUUUCGGCUGAGAGUUCUCAAUUCUUCCAAAUAUAAAGAAGUAAUCGCAUCGCAUGCCUUCGUAAUUAUUACUAGUAAAGGUUUAUUGGGGAAAUCGAACCAUUUACAAUGUACAAAGCAUUUGAUGAACUAGAUUUUCAAAAAGAAAGUGGUACUCUAUUUGUAAUUUAAAGUAGGGAAAAAAACCGAAAUGGUCAAUGUAGUUUAGUGUUUGUGUCA
Rhododendron vialii is the source of this 3156-nucleotide messenger RNA. Its product is annotated as protein STRUBBELIG-RECEPTOR FAMILY 5. NCBI's taxonomy places the organism in Eukaryota, Viridiplantae, Streptophyta, Magnoliopsida, Ericales, Ericaceae. Gene Ontology annotation, molecular function: protein kinase activity; protein binding; ATP binding. The transcript has 16 exons. Gene Ontology annotation, biological process: protein phosphorylation. Bases 654 to 2783 code for a protein of 709 amino acids. Gene Ontology annotation, cellular component: plasma membrane. The record is from RefSeq and is a predicted model, not a curated record.